Messenger RNA from Poecilia reticulata (guppy), 1657 nucleotides. It is a transcript of the gene vma12, whose product is annotated as vacuolar ATPase assembly factor VMA12. Gene Ontology annotation, cellular component: endomembrane system. The record is from RefSeq and is a predicted model, not a curated record. NCBI's taxonomy places the organism in Eukaryota, Metazoa, Chordata, Actinopteri, Cyprinodontiformes, Poeciliidae. Gene Ontology annotation, biological process: vacuolar proton-transporting V-type ATPase complex assembly.
UCGUAUCAGCAGUAAGACAUGGUGGAAACACGAUUACUGUACAAAGCCCGCAUGUAAGAGUGCGUCUAAAAUCAAUGUUAUAUGUAGCAUCCACAACUUUAAACUGGAUUUGUAAUUGGUGCUGUAAAUGUUAUGUUGAAAUUCCACUUUAACUGACGUCAAACCCAGGUUGGAGUUCAGACUUCCGAGGUAAAUGGAACGCAACAUAUGUCACAAGACAAACAUGGCCGCGUAUAUUUUUAUAACAUCGAGCUCCUAGUAUUCGUUAAAAGCCAACAUUGUAUGACCUCAAUUAUUAAUACAAACUGCGCGUUUCCAGGCACUUUGUGCGUAAUUCAGAGCAGGACUGAGGAUUUACACAGCUGUGUCGUUUAGCGACAGUCUUCUUAGUCUUUAUUAGCUUCAUCGACAUUAUGGCAUCUUCAUUUGUUGUUGGAGACAAAUUCAGAUGUCGGGUGACGGAGUUGCUGGGAUCCCCGGACUCAUCCCUGCCGGAAGGACUUAAAGAAGAACUGAUGGAGAUCCUGGAAAAACCAAAGCCAACAGUCCUGCCUUUCAGCACAGCAAGGAAGCUGAAGAAACACCUUCAGGAUAAAGGCCAUCCUUUCUAUCUUCAUCAAUUACUGGAAGACAGCUCACUGCACCUGCCUGAAGUCGUGAAGCCUCCCAGAAAUCCUGAGUUAGUGGCACGUCUUGAGAAGAUCAAAGCGAAACUGGCUAAUGAGGAAUACAACAGGAUGACGCGUAAUGUCAACACUCAGGAAAUGAACCGAAAUGGCACACUUGCAGAUUUUGGUCAGCAAGUGCGCUCAGUAAAAGCAGUGGUGGUGACUGUUUUCAACUUCCUGGUGACUUUAGUUGCUGCUUUUGCUUGCUCCUACAUGGGAAGCCAGUAUUUAUUUACUGAAACCGCAACGAGGGUGAUAUCAGCUGUUAUUGCUGCAUCUGUAGUUGGACUGGCUGAGCUCUAUGUCCUGGUCCGGACCAUGGAGGGAGAACUAGGGGAACCAUAGCAACUGUAAAAAAAAACAACUACAUACAGAUGUUUAGAUUUUUGUUUUUUAUUAAUUCUAUUUAUUUUAAAUACAUUUGUUGAACUUUCUCCAGUCAAACAUGAUUGUAAGUUUUAACAUGUUACUUACAUUCUUCACUUGUUUGUUAUUCCAAUCUUUUUGUUUUUCUAUCCUGUUGAUGUUUUUGUUUGGUUGUUUUCAAAUGCAAUCAUAUCUAAUACAUUUUUUUCAUUAAGACUCAAUAAAACUAGAAGUUUACACCUGCAGAAAAAGUUGAAAACAGAUGUAAAGUAUUUUAUUUUCUUUAAUUCAGGUUGAUGUUUGGGAAUCAGCCUAGACAAAAAAGCAACAAAAACAAAUCAUUAACUAGCUGCAAUAUCAGACUCUGAUACCUCGAUGAUCAACAACACACAUCUAAUUUAAAAUCUGAUCAGUUUUUUCCUGAUCUGUUCUCCAGAUAUGAAUUCAUGUUUUUGUAAACCACACCACUCUUGUCAAGUCCUGAUAUAUCAGUGGAUGGAUUAAAAGAUGUAACCACAUCUGGAAUACAAUAAAGUAUCCUCCUAAGAUCUGAGAUUUGACACCCGGAUUAAAGGUUUAUUGAAAGAUUAUUUGGUAUUAAAGAUGAUUAUGAUAUAGAGCGA